Trichomonas vaginalis G3 is the source of this 408-nucleotide messenger RNA. RefSeq lists its product as uncharacterized. The coding region runs from base 1 to 408 and encodes 135 amino acids. The transcript has a single exon. The record is from RefSeq and is a predicted model, not a curated record. Lineage: Eukaryota; Parabasalia; Trichomonadida; Trichomonadidae.
AUGGAUUCAUGCACAAAGGAAUUUUAUGAUAACCUUUUAACAUAUUUUAUCAAUUACGACCUUUCAUCAUUUAAUGUACGAAUCAUACCGAUGACUGAAGCCAAACAAGAUUUAAUUGAAUUAUCAACAAAUCCUUUAGAUGUAUGGAUAAAUACACAUUAUGAUGAAUUGUGUGCAGGUAUGAUAUGUAAAAAUGCUCUAUUCUGCAAACCAUCAGACAUGAAAGACAAGAAUUUCCAAAUGAGCAUUAAGGAUAAAUGUGAUAGGAAACAGAGAAGAAUAGACGAUAAACAAACAUGGUGUUAUGUUUUGAAAGAAGAAAUGAAAGGAUUAUAUAAACAGGUUGAACCAAACGAUAAUGAGGAUUCAUUUACUGACGAUGAAAUACCUGUAAAUGAUGCUUUAUAA